Molecule: messenger RNA, 2642 nt
Organism: Salvelinus sp. IW2-2015
Lineage: Eukaryota; Metazoa; Chordata; Actinopteri; Salmoniformes; Salmonidae
Source: RefSeq, a predicted model, not a curated record
GUCUGCGCCGCGCUUGACUCGGAACUACAGUGAAGGACUGCGGUCAGGUUAUCCAACUCCACUGUCAAGCAAGGCUAUCCAUGCUCGACUGAAUUUCCGUGCAAUAGCUUGAUCGUCGUGGAGAAGUGGGAGAAAGCAUCAUUGGAUGUCAGACAGCACAGUAUUCCGUCGCAACUGCAUCUUGCGCCCAGAGAAAACACUUUCCGUCAACGUUUACCAUCGCCCCUUGGGUAAACAAAUCAUUGUUUUUGAAUUUCGAUAGUAGGAAUGGGGUAGCUACUUCCUUUUCUAGCUGCAGAUGCUGGCGUCCGCUCUUUGCCUGGUGCUGAAGGGAUGCGUGGGCUGGAAGUCCUAGGGCACUGCUAGCCCACCUCUGCUCAGAGAGAACGCAGCACUGUGUCCUCAACACACUGCCUGCCUGCCUGCCUGGGGAGACCAGCCAUCACAUCCUCACAGCAUUGGAUGCAGCUGGCUCAAAAACAGAGGAAGAACCGUGACCGGCUGUCUGUGGUGUUGUGAUGAUGAGGGGAUAACGGGGCCGAGCGCUGAGGGCCCUGAGGUGGACUGGCACAGUUGAAGCAGCAGGCCAGGGUUAAGCCAGGGGAGGGGAGGCAGGUGGUGGGCGCCCACCGUCCAAGGACCAGGAGCCACCAUUUCUCGGGUGGUGUUGCCGGCGCGGAGGAGGGGCGCCGUUCGGAGGUUGGAGGCUCUCUGGAUGAUGACCAGCCUCUUCCGCCGUCACAGCAACAGCAGUGGUAACCAUGGUGACGUGGCGCCGCACGAGGAAAGCCCUGUURCAGGCGAACUCAACAACAGUCGUGGGGGUGGGCGCACGGUGCGGCGUCUGGAGUUCAACCAGGCCAUGGAGGACUUCAGGACCAUGUUCCCCAGCAUGGAACAGGAGGUGAUAGAGUGUGUUCUGCGGGCCAACCACGGAGCCGUGGACUCCACCAUCGACCAGCUGCUCCAGAUGAGCCUAGACGGACACGGCUCUAACGACAGCUCUGACUCAGAGGACAGCCUUCCUCCUGAGAUCCGGGAGAGGACGUUGGAGCCAGACAGCUCUGACGAGGAGCCCCCGCCGGUCUACUCCCCGCCCUCCUAUGACAUGCACAUCUACGACAGGAAGUACCCAGACGAGGUCCUGCCCACAGCCUCACCACCUCCCAGCUUUGAUGCCAGUCAAACUCCUCCCUGCCAGCCCCCUCCUUGUCCACCCCCUCCCGCCAGUCAAUGGCAGGUUGGCAGUUACAGGAACUGGAACCCACCGUUACUAGGCAACCUCCCUGAUGACUUCCUGCGGAUCCUGCCUCAGCAGCUGGAUAGUCUGCCACGCUCAUACACCAGCCUAACGCAGAGUAGUCUGACCCAGCCCUCUUCCUCUUCAUCCCUGUCGUCCAUGACGCAGCAAGUUCAGCCGGGGACGGGGGCCAGGGCAGGCCAGGUUGGCAUGGAGACUGAGCAGGAGAGGAAGCUGAAGCAGUACUUGGGAGAUGAGCGCAUCGCCCUCUUCCUGCAGAACGAGGAGUUUAUGAGGGAGCUGCAGCGCAACCGCGAGUUCCUCAUCGCCCUUGAGAGAGCUCUCUCUGUUUUAGAUCGGCUGCAGUAUGAGUCAAAGACAUCCAAGUCCCAUCAUUCAACAGCUUUCAUGGGGAUGUCCACUCCAGGAGAUAAUUGUGCCUCAGGCUCUGGGGAGGCCUGCACCAAUGUUACAGACGAUGCCUUGUUCCGUGACAAACUCAAGCACAUGGGCAAAUCUACACGGAAGAAGCUUUUUGAAGUCGCUAGAGCUUUCUCUGAAAAGACCAGAAGAAGAAAAACAAAAAGGAGAGCCCUCUUGAAACACAAUUCACUGGGUAAUGCUGCCUCCACUGCCAACCUCUUGGAUGACGAAGAUGCCGGACACCUGAGUGAGAAGGACAGACAACUUAAGAGACCAGGCCCUCAGGAAGAGGAGAUGCCCCAGCAGGAAGUGUUGUCAUGAUUUCUCAUAUAGUUUCUUCUGUGACAAUGGAAGAACAACAUGGUUCACACUACACCUCUGGACCUGAACCAGACCGUCCGAACUCCCAUGGAAUAUUGUUGUCUUUAGAUGCUCUUCAGGACUGGGAAAUUUUAAGUCGUAAGACCAACAUGACUGAUUUGGAAGUCAGAGCAAUUCUUCAACCAAUGAGAUUUUAGCUAGCAAAAUGAGCUAGCUAAUAUUGCAAAUGAUAAAGUUAGCUAGCUUGCUUAGCUAUUAUCCACAUUGAUAAGUUUGACGGCAUCAAAGGUGAUCGGUCAGUGAUGAAACGUCACAACUCUUAAAUUGGGUAUCAUCUCCAUCUCCGACUUUCCCACUACGAAUUCCAAAUUGGGAGGGUCGUUCAAGUGCUUAUUUCCCAGUCGAAACAUUGUAUUUCCCAAUUCCGAGUAGCAUUUGAAGGCAGUCUUUUGAUUUCUUGUUUCAGAAAUCAACAAACUGGCUAGUUAGAUGCUUUUUUGUAUGAUUUAAAUUACAUUUUAAUAUAAUAUAUAUAUUGUUAUUGAUGGUGAAUAUUAAUAAUGUUAUGAUUUUAUUUUAAAGUAUUACUCAUUUUGAAUUAUUCCUGAUAAUYUCUGGGUGAUACAGUGAAAGCUGGAGUUGUAAUUCCGAUACGACU